Messenger RNA from Pseudoliparis swirei, 1408 nucleotides. RefSeq names its product OX-2 membrane glycoprotein-like. Lineage: Eukaryota; Metazoa; Chordata; Actinopteri; Perciformes; Liparidae. The transcript is spliced from 6 exons. Bases 1 to 1029 code for a protein of 342 amino acids. The record is from RefSeq and is a predicted model, not a curated record. Gene Ontology annotation, molecular function: cell-cell adhesion mediator activity.
AUGUCGCAGCGAGCAGUCUUACGUUUCCUUUGUGUGGUGGGAGUCUUUCUCAAAGGUCAAACCGCUCUCAUCCAAUCACAGCCGACCGUGCUGGCAGCUCUCGGAGACAGCGCCUUCUUGAACUGUCGGCUGACGCAGUCUAAAGAUGUCGUGCAGGUCACGUGGCAGAAAAUCUCACCGGAGGGCGAGAAGGAUCUCGCCACUUCCAACAAAUACUUUGGUCAGAAAGUGAACCCUGAAUUUCGAGAAAGAGUGGAGUUUGAAGAUGUCGGACUGCACAGCAGCUCCAUAGUCAUCCGGAACCUGACGCACCGAGAUGAAGGAUGCUAUCUCUGUUUGUUUAACACCAACCCUGAUGGUGCUCUGACUGGGAGAACAUGCCUGCAGCUCUACGAGCUGCAUGCAGCCUCUCUGCACGUCAGAGAAUCAAACUCAGCCGAAGAGGUGGUUGUGUCCUGCUCGGCCACAGGUCGGCCUGCUCCCACGGUAACGCUGAUCGUCCCCCACUACAACACCACCAACACCACCAAGUCCACCAACACCAACGGCACGGUCACCGUCACCGCCACGGCCGCGGUGCCUCGUCUCCGCGUGGGCGACUGGCGGGUCGGAUGUGCAGUGCGAGUGCUCUCCGGUCGUGAAACGGUCAUGUACGCGGUGGUUCCUGAGGUCGAGCUGUCGCCUUCUGUUGGUGUUGAUGUGGAAUCUGGAUCUGAUAUCAGCUGGACCAUUGGGGUGCUGGUGCUCUGCUUUGUUGUUGUUGCUGCUGCUGCUGCUGCUGCUGCUGUUGUCUUUUAUAGACGUAAACAACACAACAGACAAAAUCCACAAAGCAAUACACCGGGCUUCCUCAACUCCACCCCUGUGUUACCGGGGGACUCCGAGAAAAACGAGAAAGACAGUAGUGUGCCCGGAACACCUUUAAUGAAUCCAGAAAACCAACCACGGUUUCGGAGGUCUCCUCCUGCAAAGAAUGAAAGCAGCUCGCCCCCAAAAUCAUCUGUGAAAAGACAACAACUUAGUUUUUAGUACCACACGAUUGAAGUGCCAAAAGAAAUGCUGCGGAAAAGUCCUGACAUCCUGAUAUAUUUGAUAGAGAACUUGUCUUUAUAGUAUCAGUUUAUGAAUAAUAAUUAGAGCAGAUCAAAAUAAUUUGUUUACAGUAGUUUUGUUUUUUAAAUAGUAGUUUUCUAAUAAUUCUCUGUAUUUUAUAGUUUGUAUUAUUUCUCUUUGUAUCAAAACAAUUUUGAUCAACAUCAAACUACGAGCAUUUUUACUGGAUUUAAAUAUUUAAUGUGUAUGAUUCUUGUGUUAAAUCAUCUAAUAGUCAAAUGUAUGGACUUUGAAUAUAAAUCAUGUUCAUCAUACUUUCUUCAAGGCACAUUUAACUAAAUAUUUGUAUAUUUAA